This is a messenger RNA of Symbiodinium pilosum, 495 nucleotides long. The record is from the annotation of a GenBank genome assembly. Lineage: Eukaryota; Dinophyceae; Suessiales; Symbiodiniaceae.
AUGUUGCAGUACCACGACAAGGAAACCAGCAGUCUGCCGCGGGCAAAUGUUGAGCUCACAAAAGAUAUGAUCGAUUUCGUCAUGCGGGAGGUCGUUUUCCCCGCCAAAGGAGAGAAGACGAUCAUCAAUCCUGCAGCAGAUCGAGUUGUCUAUAAGAACGCCGUGAAGUUUGCACUGCGGCUGGUCAUUGACAUGGUAUCUUCCGUGCGGCUAUCAGCCUGUGGUGUGCGGGUUCGCCUAAACGUGUCCGCAGACCCCAAGUCUGCUAGGAAGUCUCUGAAGAAGGGAAGGCUGGAUCUUACCCCAUUUGAGAAGACGUGCGAGCCUUUGAUCAAUGAUUUGAUGGCUCAGCGCAGCUUGCCGCUGCCUCGGGGCCUGCAAGAAUCUCUCUACAGAAACCUUUUGAGGGUCUUGGCCUUCUGUGCCGCCGCAGCUGUGGAGUCAUCUGAGCUGGACGUCUUUGGCAUUACUGUAGACCCAAGGCUGGGUAGAUGA